ACACUAAUCGUCAGUCGACGACGGAAAUCCAGCGAGAACAGAACUAUGCAUAGUCCCCGAUUGUGGAAUAUAAAGCGGGCAUCCGUCCUUCUCAGCGUCGCCCUCCUGCUCUAUGUUUUUGUUUUCUCCAGCGGCUAUCAGAAGUACCAGAUCGAGGGCAUUAUCAAGCGGAGCCAACCGGAAAAGGUUUGGGAGUAUGUCGCCGAUUUCAAUAAGAUGCGGCUACUGAACCCCACUAUCAUCAAUUUCAAGAUCCUUGCCGAUCACGGACACGCCCACGACUGGCGCUAUACGGUGGAAUAUACAGAAAGACUCUCCCAUUGGCCCUACUGGAAAAAUACGGCCACUGCGAGAUACGUGGUUACAAAGACAAUGCCCGGAGUAUCUCCCGUGGCCUAUGCUAUAAAGUCCACCCAUGAGACCUGCUUCUUUGCCGGAUUCUAUUGCCUGCAAUCACUUAGUGAAUUCACAUUUAGAAACUUGAAUGGUGAUACCUACGCCCAGGAAAAUAUACAGUAUCAGUGUCCCCCUUUUUUGGGAAGUAUGUGCCGGCGGGAGUUGGAGUUCCAGCGCCAGGCGGUAAUGCAUAACUUAACAAUUAUAUUCGGAAAGCAGAGAAUAUAAAAAUCUUAGGAGAAUUUU
Molecule: messenger RNA, 642 nt
Organism: Drosophila takahashii
Lineage: Eukaryota; Metazoa; Arthropoda; Insecta; Diptera; Drosophilidae
Source: RefSeq, a predicted model, not a curated record